This is a messenger RNA of Fundulus heteroclitus (mummichog), 3694 nucleotides long. RefSeq names its product G protein-coupled receptor 173 (gene gpr173). The transcript has 2 exons. The coding region runs from base 577 to 1788 and encodes 403 amino acids. The record is from RefSeq and is a predicted model, not a curated record. Lineage: Eukaryota; Metazoa; Chordata; Actinopteri; Cyprinodontiformes; Fundulidae. Gene Ontology annotation, molecular function: G protein-coupled receptor activity. Gene Ontology annotation, cellular component: plasma membrane. Gene Ontology annotation, biological process: G protein-coupled receptor signaling pathway.
UUUUUACAAAUUAUUAUUAUUAUUAUCAUCGUUAUUUUAAACAUCCUCCUCCUCCUGGAUUAUUAUUAUUAUUUUUUGAUCUGCUGUUGCUUAUUAUCGUUAUUACUACUCGACAGCGUCUCCGUCUCAUGUUUAUGCCAUGUUCCUGUGUUGGAUGGAUUUAUGCAUAACAGGUGUUGUUUGAGACUGAGAGCACAUCAAGAGCAUGAAGCUUUAUUAUGUGUCUUUCUCUCCAUUUAACGAGCGGUGAAACAAAGCGACGGGGAUCAUUCUUUCCUCUUUUUUUUUUUUUUUGUUGCGUCUGUGCCGUGAAAUAACAGAAGACCCCCCUCAAAAAAAAAGAAAAGAAGGGAGGAUGCAAUGAGGGAAUGAAAAGGCGGUGAAGCCGUGGACAAAGAAGACAAAAAAAAAAAAAAAUGAUUCUGUCGUGUAGAAAAGAUCCGCUCGGCCUCUCCUUGUAGAGACCAGGGGGAGACGACGAAGACGACGACGAGGACGGCGGCGCCGGCAGCGGGAGGAGAAUAGCUGUUUUCUUAAGGGCCCCGGAUCAGGCAGGCUCUCUCGGAAAGUGAUAGAAUGGCCAACCAGAGCUUUGCCAUCGACGGCCCUGGUAGUUUACUGGCCGUGCUGGCCUCCCAGAGUGGGCUGGCCAAAGGCGGCAGCAGUAGCGGCAGCAGCGGUGACGGCAGCGGCAGCAACGGGGGAAUCACCGCCACAGAUGUGUCUGCCUACUUUAAGCUGGUCUUCUUGGGGUUGAUCAUCUGCGUCAGCCUCGUGGGCAACCUCUUGGUGUCCAUGCUGGUGCUGCGAGACAGGACACUCCACAAGGCCCCCUACUUCUUUCUCCUGGACCUGUGCCUGGCCGACGCAGUCCGCUCGGCCGCCUGCUUCCCCUUCGUGCUGGUCUCCGUCCACAACAGCUCGGCCUGGACUUACAGCGCCUUAAGUUGCAAGGUGGUGGCGUUCAUGGCCGUCCUGUUUUGCUUUCACGCUGCCUUCAUGCUGUUCUGCGUGGCCGUCACCCGGUACCUCGCCAUCGCCCACCACCGCUUCUACGCCAAACGCAUGACCAUCUGGACCUGUGCCGCCAUCAUUUGCAUGGUGUGGACCCUGGCCGUCGCCAUGGCUUUCCCGCCCGUCUUCGACGUGGGCACGUACAAGUUCAUCCGCGACGAGGAUCAGUGCAUUUUCGAACACCGCUACCUGAAGACCAACGACACCCUGGGCUUCAUGCUGAUGCUGGCCGUGGUGGUGCUGGCCACCCACGGCUUCUACGCCAAGCUGCUGCUCUUUGAGUACAGGCACCGCAAGAUGAAGCCGGUCCAACUGGUGCCAGCCAUCAGCCAGAACUGGACCUUCCACGGGCCCGGGGCCACGGGCCAAGCCGCGGCCAACUGGAUUGCGGGGUUCGGCCGCGGCCCCAUGCCCCCGACCCUGUUGGGCAUCAGGCAGAAUUUACACAAUCAGCACCGGCGGCUGCUCGGGAUGGAGGAGGUGCGGUCGGAGAGGAGGCUGGGCAGGAUGUUCUACACCAUCACCCUGCUUUUCUUGGUCCUCUGGGCGCCGUACAUCGUGGCCUGCUUCUGGAGGGUGUUCGUCAAGUCCUGCGCCAUCCCUCACCGGUACCUCUCCAUCACGGUGUGGAUGAGCUUCGCCCAGGCCGGCGUCAACCCCAUCUUCUGUCUCCUGCUCAACGAGGACCUGAGAAAAGUGCUGCGAGCCCACCUGCCCACCUACUGGAGGACUAAACAACACCUGCCCCAGGACGAGGCCUACUGCAUCAUGUGAGAGAGAGAUACGAAAAUUUGGGGUUCAUUCAAAGAAUGUUUCAGGUUUUUUGAGCAAAAUUUGGAAAAAGCGGGAGGGUUUUCGGUGCACUUGCUCCAAAAGCGCUGGUGUGUCGAUUUGUUGCUUUCGCACAACAAGAUCCCAAAAUUUUGCUACCAAAUUCAGGCAGGGGCGCCGACGUUUGAAGAAUGUCUGUGUUCGGCUAGGCCCCGUGAGGCGAAAAGGCGACGCCGGAAACCCUUUUGGCGACGCGCGCCCCUGACGUCGUCGCUGUCCGAAUGAUAGAUGGGAGAGAUCACAACAAUCACCACUCCAAUUAGGUGUGUCAGAUGCCAUUUUCAAAAAUAACGUUGCCUUAUUUCAGACGGACGCGGCCCUCGAGCUUUCUACCGAGAACUAGUUUGUGUCACAUAAGAGCAUACACUGAUAAAAAAAAAAAAGUAAAAAAGAAAACCCUUGAAGAAAUGUGCCGUGGACUGUGAAUAGAAAGUGUUGAUCAGAGUGUUACCAGCUCUGAAACACAUCAAAGAACUCAAAGGGGUCUGAAUGGAGCGAUAGACCCCUCUGGACGCCUUUUUUCCCCUGUAAUUCAAAGGAGACUGCAGAACAUUAAGCGGACCCAAUACCCUUGGAUACAUUUAAAUAGCUGUUGUGAACGCAGAAGCCCCCCCUCCCCCUCCCCCUAAACAUGCUUGAUUUUUUUGGACUUAGGGCGUGUCAGGUUUCUUUGUAUCAUACAAUGGAGGAAAAAAAAAUUGCCUGUUUUGCUUUAUUUGUAAACAAUACAUGUUAAAGCAGAUGACACUAUUUUGAAAUAUGACUUGAUUUCUUAUUGUAUAGACUGUACAGGAAUGUACAUUCCUGCUUGUGUGUUUUUCUAUAGCAUUCGUGUGUGUGUGUGUGCGUGUGUGUGCGCGUGUGUGCGUGCGUGAGAGCAAAAAGGUAGAAAGGCUGGAGGGGAGAGAGAGAGAGAGAGAGCGAGAAGCAGAACGAGACUGACAGGAGUAAUGAUGAUAGAAUAGGUUUCAGUAAUACUGAGUCAAAAGGAAAGCAGCCACACUUUGUUGUCUCAAAAUCCUGCAAAAUUCAGCCGCCAUCAUAUGGAAAUUUAUCCUUUUAAAUGGAUUUCUGCAACUGAAAAAUGUGGUAUGAUUUUUUUUUUUUUUUUAAAUGCUAAUGUGCAAAAAGAACAAAAAAAAACAAUGUGAAAUACUGGGGGUUAAGAUUAAAAGCGGGGGGGGAGGGGCAGAUUAAUUUUAACGCUUGUAUAUUACAAACGGGGCAUAGGAUUUAACGACGACUUGAAUGAUGUACGUAUAUUACAUCAGUUUAAAAAAAAAGAAUAAUAACAGCAAAUGUAUAUUUAUUUGCAAACGAUGGUCUUGGGAAUGUUUUAAAGUACUGUACUGUUACUGUAUGCUUUCACCAGAAUACAACGCAAGAGAAGACACGCCAUGAAGGAAACUCGAAUGUUACCCGGCCCUCUUUAUAUGUCCACUCAAUAUAAAUGUCACCAUUUGAGUGUCUUGUUUGAAAAAUCGAAGCGAAAAAUUAGGCUGGUGUGUGGAACCUGGCUUAGUCUGCACUGAAUUGUUUCUCCAAAUUAAGAUUCAUGUAAUGCAAAUGUCUGAUCUUCGGUGCGUUAGGCCUAGAGAUAUCAACGUGCGGUCAAUCUCCUCAAUGUGGACACUUGCACAGCCUACUGUUCUAGCAUGCAUUCCACUGCAUUUCAUAGAUUCCAGACUGGGUAUUACGACUUGUACAGAUGUCGAUAUGGAAAAGGCAAAGUGAGGUCCAUCAUUUUUACGUCUGGCACUCUUUUUGCGAGAUGAUAUUCUGUAACUGUAAAGUUUAACUGAGGUGGUUCUUUGGCCCACUCAUCAAUAAAGACUCUACUUUUGAUGCA